This is a messenger RNA of Cynara cardunculus var. scolymus (artichoke), 1283 nucleotides long. RefSeq names its product E3 ubiquitin-protein ligase SINAT3-like. Gene Ontology annotation, cellular component: cytoplasm. Lineage: Eukaryota; Viridiplantae; Streptophyta; Magnoliopsida; Asterales; Asteraceae. The transcript has 3 exons. Gene Ontology annotation, molecular function: zinc ion binding; ubiquitin protein ligase activity; protein binding. The record is from RefSeq and is a predicted model, not a curated record. Gene Ontology annotation, biological process: multicellular organism development; ubiquitin-dependent protein catabolic process. Bases 135 to 1082 code for a protein of 315 amino acids.
CUUCAUCUUUAACCCAAAACAUAGAUAAAGCAACUCUCUUUCUUUUUUUAAACACCCCACCCCAACCCAAAACCCUUGAUGAAAUUUUGAUCCUUUUCUUUCUGGGUAUUUUUCCUUUUUCUUGUGUUCCAACCAUGGAAUAUGAUAGCAUUCAAUGCAUUUCAACCUCCGAUGGAUUGGCCGAAGAAGAGAUCCAACAUCAUCAUCAUCAAUUUUCUUCAUCAAAAAUUCAUAAUGUCAAUGUCGUUCCUUCAACCACCACCAGUGUUCAUGACCUUCUUGAAUGCCCUGUCUGUACAAACUCAAUGUACCCUCCCAUUCAUCAGUGUCACAAUGGCCACACGCUUUGUUCAACCUGUAAAACACGGGUGCACAACAGGUGCCCAACUUGUAGACAGGAGCUUGGUGAUAUAAGGUGUCUUGCAUUGGAAAAAGUGGCUGAAUCGCUCGAAUUUCCUUGCAAAUACUGCCCCCUUGGGUGCCCUGAGAUCUUCCCAUACUACAGUAAGCUGAAACAUGAGCUCAUCUGCAAUUUCAGGCCAUACAGCUGUCCAUAUGCUGGAUCGGAGUGCUCGGUGGUUGGGGAUAUCCCAUAUUUAGUUACUCAUUUGAGGGAUGAUCACAAAGUUGAUAUGCACUCCGGAUGCACUUUCAACCAUCGUUAUGUCAAGUCCAAUCCACGCGAAGUUGAAAAUGCCACAUGGAUGCUAACGGUUUUCAAUUGUUUCGGGCAGUAUUUUUGCCUGCACUUUGAAGCAUUCCAGCUGAGCAUGGCUCCGGUUUACAUGGCAUUUGUGCGGUUCAUGGGGGAUGAAGAAGAUGCCCGGAAUUACAGUUACAGCUUGGAGGUGGGGGGAAAUGGCAGAAAGCUGAUAUGGGAGGGCACCCCUCGCAGCAUCAGAGAUGGCCAUCGAAAGGUGCGGGACAGCCACGAUGGCUUAAUUAUACAGCGAAACAUGGCCCUUUUCUUCUCUGGUGGAGAAAGGAAAGAACUAAAGUUGAGAGUUACUGGUAGAAUAUGGAAAGAACCUCCGAACCCUGAUGCUGCGGUCGGCCCUUGUAUUCCCAAUCUCUCUCUGUAGUUAGUUAAAAGAAAAAAGCUUUGAUUUUUUUUUUCAUUACUCUUAAUCUUUAUGGAGUGGAUGAUGAUUUUGGGGUAAUAAUUUUUGAUUUGUUUGUUUUGUUUGUGGAAUGGAGUGUAAUGGGUGAUUAUAUUCUUUGUUUGUAUUGUGUGAAAAACGCAAUGAAUACCAGAAGAAGAAAGGAAAGUGUAGGUUUUGAAA